Pimephales promelas (fathead minnow) is the source of this 3747-nucleotide messenger RNA. It is a transcript of the gene dact3b, whose product is annotated as dishevelled binding antagonist of beta catenin 3b. The record is from RefSeq and is a predicted model, not a curated record. Gene Ontology annotation, cellular component: cytoplasm. NCBI's taxonomy places the organism in Eukaryota, Metazoa, Chordata, Actinopteri, Cypriniformes, Leuciscidae. Gene Ontology annotation, biological process: negative regulation of canonical Wnt signaling pathway.
UAUUCUAAUGAGCAGGGAACACCUCAAUGUACAGCAAUGCUUGUGGAAAAGCUUCAAAACUGAUGCCCAAAUAUUGUCCGACCGCAGGAAUAUGAGCAUCCGAGGCUCGUGUUAUUAGGGUAAAACACUCAACCCAGAUGGAUAUGUGUCUCUUUGUGACGUGAUAAACGUGCACAGUUGUAGCAGAAGCAGGCUGACGCAGAUUAAAUUGAAAGAUUGAUUGCUUUUGUUCUGCUGGGAAGGGUGAGGAGGCUCCUGGUGGACACCGGGGUUCCUCUGAAGAUGAUGGAAGAGCACAGGAGGACUCAACAGCGUCUGGAGGCCAGUUUCGCGUGGCUGUGUGAACUGGAGAUCCUGAAGCAGCGGCAGGAGAGUCUGGUUCUCGGAGCCCUGUCGCUCGGCGACUCGCAGCCGGGAUGCCCGGUCUGGGGUGAUGUUGGUCCGGCUCGCAGCAGCAGAGAACAGGAGCAGCUCACUUUAAGACUACAGCUGAACCGGCUCCAGGGUGCCCCCAGUCUGCUGAUGCUGGCACUGCAACAGCAACUCAGUGAGUUGAGGGUGGAUACAGGACUCGUAUGUGAGCAGAAUACAGAUGAGGAUUUGGAAACUCCCAGCGCAUCAAGCUCGGGAUUUUAUGAGCAAAGUGAAAGUCUGUCUCCUCCACUGCGUUCCUGCUCCUCUCCAAACCUCACUGCCUCCUGUCACAGGCCCAGAUCUUUGGAUGCCUACAUGCUGGACUGGGAGGGUCAUAUGGAGCCCACAGUACAUGCCAGCCUUCCCCGCUCAUUUUCUGCCCCAUACCCCCUAUUGGAGGGUAUUGCAGAGGGAAUAGAGGAUGAAGAAGAAGAAGACGAAGAAAGCCCUCAGUGGGUUACAGAUCAAAUGGGUGAUGGGAAUGAAAGCCUUACAGCCGAGAUGAGCCUCACUUCUGAUGAUCAGGCUGAUCCUACAGUGAAGAUAGAUGACGGCCCAACCGAAGAGGACAUCCAGCAGGCUAUGCGUGUGGAGACGUACAUCCUGAGACUCCUGCAGCGGCGACACUUCAGAUCUACAGCAGGACUCGACUCUGAGCCCGAUCGGUGGCAAGAAUUACACAAUUACCCUCCUGGUUACCCACAACUUCCACUUGACCCAUCGGAAUGGCAGGAAUGGGCACCGCUCUCAGAGGAAGGGAAUGACGACGAGACCCAAGACAGAUAUUACAUGAACCUUCCCAGUGCUCAGAUUGGACCAACUUCCCUAAGCAGCGAGGAGCCAGAAUCCUCCUUAGAAAUUGAUCAGUAUGGAGUUAAAGAUGUUUACGACAGCAGCAGCGACUCGCCUUGUCAUCAACCGGUUUACAACAAACUUCGUCCCACAAUGAAACCACACAUUCACACCUGCUGCAAUCACACCUGCGUACCUACGUCGUCAACUCCAGAGUCCCGUGAACAACACCAACCCAUUCCAUCUCAAAAGUGGGCUCUUCUUCGGUCCCUAACCAGAAGGGUUCCAGAGGAAGGGUGGACAACUCAAGGAGAGAGACAAACCAAGUCGACCUGCCGCUCUCGGUCCGAGGACAGUUGCGCCUCUCAAGGAUGGGCCGCCCAACCGGAGCACAAAUUUCACACUGUGGGACGGGACAUCGGCAGGCAUCAUAGGGAAGAAUUUUACCCAUCCAAUCAGCGACUCUGGUGCUCCACUGCAGAUCUCAGUCAAGAAGAGGAUGAGGGGAUAUUCAGAGAGGAUGUGCAUGAACUCAGAGGAAAUCAUUUACCAGUCAAACACACUAGCGUUCAGUUUGUGGAGCAGGACCAGGUCGCUCCUGCGCCGCCCAAUGGUUCCGACUCCAGUCUGAGUGAGACUUUCUCUCCAGGGACCAGUUCAGUGUCCAGCGACUCAGAUGAGAGCGGAGGGCUGGUCUGGCCUCAACAACUUCCUCCACGUUUGCCCCCUUCCUCCUCCUCCUCUUCCGCACAGAAUCCCUCCAAUGCUGUGGUCAAGAUUAAAGCCUCUCAUGCGCUCAAAAAGAAGAUCAUGCGUUUUCGUUCAGGCUCCCUCAAACUAAUGACCACUGUAUGAGACUGACUAUGACUAUUUCUCCACUAAAUUCAUUUGAAAACUUCACUUAAUCUGCUUGUUAAGUCGUGGCAUAUUGAAUACUUUCCGGGUCCAAGCUUCAAGUGAGAAUACCGACUCAACAGACCUUUCAUUCAAACUUUUAAAAACUCACGGUGUGCUCACAACAAUAUUUUAACGAUUCAGAAGAUCAUAAGGUUAGUAUCAAGAUUUUUCAGUAGUACUACAGCAUACUGUGAGUGUAUAUUAGCACAGUUUGCUUUUGAGAUCCAACAGAGCGUUUGGACUCCAGACUCCAGACCGGAUUCAGAUUUGUUUAGAAGUCCGUCCCCUCUUUCUUUCUUCUUGUAUUUUGUGUCUUGAUUUUCACUUCUGGGAUUCUUGUAUCUUUCUUCUUGUUAAUAAAAGAUUUGAUGACACGCAACCACAAGAUACAAAGCAAACCCACAAAGCACACCAAACCCAUUAAGAGAUUAUAUCAGAUGAUCAUUUUGUGGUACGCUAUCCCUCUAAAAAGACCAUAAGUCUGUAAUGUUUGUAAAUCACUUCCCUCAGCUUCUCUGGCAUGCCCUUAAUGCUUUCUUUCAUUACCAUAGCUAUAUAUUUUAGCUUUCCCCCUACUUAAAAUUUUAAGUUAUUUUGUUAUUGAUUAUUGACAAGACAGUGAAAUAGAGGCAGGAGAAUAGAGGAGAGAUGAGUAGUGAUGGAUGUCUCGAGACUGGUCUUUUACAUGGUCUCGGUCUUGUCACGGCCUUGAUGGUCUUGGUCUUGGUCUCGAGACCACUUUUACAUGGUCUCGAGACCACUUUUACAUGGUCUCGGUCUUGUCACGGCCUUGAUGGUCUUAGUCUUGGUCUUGUCUUGGUCUCGAUACGCUCUGGUCUUGGUUGUGUCUUGGUCUCGGUUCAGGCGGUCUUGACUACAAGUCUAGAAAUGAGAGAUCUAAACUGGAUCAAGCCUGGUCUCAAACUGUAAAGGGGCAGAAUUAUGACGUAAAGCCAUUUCAAUCCUACAUUGCUGAUGAUGAUUCAUUGUGUAAUGCAGAAUGGAAAUACUUGUCCUGGGAAUAUUUUAACAAGCAAAUACUCAGAGAACAAACUGCAGGAUGAAGAGAGAUAUUCGCUCACCUGGAAUUGAUUCUCAUUAGUUUAGCAUUUUAAAGAGGGCAAUUUUCACAGCUCAUCUCACACACACACACGGCAGGAUGUGCCUGGAGUUACGGAGGCAUCAUUAUCAGUACUACGUACCACUUUGCCUGCCAUGUCCCAGGUGUUGUUUUUAGUUUGCACAGUAUGAGAAUGAAGUUUACUUGAUACAGAUUUUGAAGCAUGUUUGUUAAUACGCAUUUGUAGUGUACUGCAGGUUUUUCGACAUUUAUAGUAACUAAUUAGUAUUUAUACUUUAUGAAGUUUGAUAACACAUAGCUUCGUUAUUGGCGCCACCUAGUGCAUUGGAGGACUGGAAUAUUUCAUGUUCUUGCUGCUACAUAGACAAACUCCCUUUACCUGUGCGGUACAGUGGAAAUACACUCCAGUGUGGAGUGUACUAAAAUAUGCCUUGCCUAAAUAUAAUAGCUCACCAUGCAUCUUUGAUCUCAUGCCUGCAGUGUAUUUUCAAGAUUUGUAUGUAGUCUUUGAAAAUGUUCCUGCUCAUUGCAUGUUGUUAAUAAACUUUUAUUUAUUUAUCAGC